This is a messenger RNA of Pipistrellus kuhlii (Kuhl's pipistrelle), 4163 nucleotides long. It is a transcript of the gene ZNF33B, whose product is annotated as zinc finger protein 33B. The record is from RefSeq and is a predicted model, not a curated record. Gene Ontology annotation, molecular function: DNA-binding transcription repressor activity, RNA polymerase II-specific. Gene Ontology annotation, biological process: negative regulation of transcription by RNA polymerase II. Lineage: Eukaryota; Metazoa; Chordata; Mammalia; Chiroptera; Vespertilionidae.
CUCCCCCUGCACCGUAGCCUUUUGCUUUUGCUGUUUGUCUCUGGCCUCGCUCAGGAGGCGGUUCUGGGGUCCCGGAGUCUCUGCGAUCUCGGGGCCAGUGUUCCCUGAGGAGGGAGCCCUGAUGGACAGUUUGCUGGGUCCCAGGUACCCUUCUGGAUCUGCUGUGCUGGCCAGUCUGCCCAUCGCUGCGUCCUGCAUGUCUUCAGAGUUGCCUACAUUCUUGCAAGAACACCAGAAAAUGAACAAGUCCCAGAAAUUCCAGGCAUCAGUGUCAUUUAAGGAUGUGACUGUGGGCUUCACCCAGGAGGAGUGGCAGCAUCUGGACCCCACCCAGAGGGCCCUGUACAGAGAUGUGAUGUUGGAGAACUAUAGCAACCUUGUCGCAGUGGGCUAUUGUUUUACCAAACCAGAGGUGAUCUUCAGGUUGGAGCAAGGAGAGGAGCCAUGGAUACUGGAGGAGGAAUUCCCAAGCCAGAGGUUUCCAGACAUCUGGAAACCUGAUUACAUGACAGAGAGAAGCCAAGACAACCAGUUUCACCACGUGUGGAAAUUGGUGUUCAUGAAUAACAAAACACUAAUUAAAGAACAAAGUACUGUAAGACGAAAACCAUAUAGCUUGGAUACAGAUUUUUUUACUUCCAGAAAAAUACUCUGUCAGUAUGACUCAUGUGGAAUAAGUUUCAACUGUAUUUCAGGAUUGAAUAUUAAUAAGAAAAACUACUUAGGAAAGAAGACUGAUGAAUUUAAUGCUAGUGGAAAGUUACUAUUCAAUAUUAUGCAUGAGAAAACUCAUACUAGAGAGAAAAGUGAAUUUUUAAAAAAUGGGAAAACUUUCAGUCAUAAUGAGGACCCUAUUCAACAUGAGAAGGUUCAAACUUUGCAGCAAAAUUCUGAAUUAAACACAUAUCGAGAAACCUUUUUUGAAAAGGCAAUAUUUAAUAUGCACAAGAGACAGAUCACAGAUGGGAAUGACUGUGAAUAUAACGAAUAUAGAAGAACAUCCUGUGAGAACCCAUCCUUCUUAUUACAUCAGAUAAUGCCCUUAAAGGAAACUCACUAUAAAUUUAGUGUUUGUGGGAAAUCCUUAUGUGUGAAUUCUACACUUUUAAAGUCUCAUGGGUCAUAUAUGAAACACUGUGAUUAUAAUGAAAAUGGAAAUAAUUUCAGGAGGAAAUUAUACUGCUCACAACUUCGGAAAACUCAUAAAGGAGAGAAACACUUUGAAUGUAAUGAAUGUGGGAAAACUUUCUGGAUGAAGUCACACCUCACUCGACAUCAGAGGAUACAUACAGGACAGAAAAGCUUUCAAUGUAAUGAAUGUGGAAAAAAGUUUUGGGAGAAGUCAAACCUCACUAAACAUCAGAGGUCACACACAGGGGAGAAACCCUAUGAAUGCAAUGUAUGUGAGAAAGCCUUCAGCCACAAGUCAGCCCUCACAUUACACCAGAGAACACAUACCGGGAAGAAACCCUAUCGAUGUAAUGCAUGUGGGAAAACUUUUUACCAGAAGUCAGACCUCACUAAACAUCAGAGAACACACACAGGUCUGAAACCCUAUGAAUGCUAUGAAUGUGGGAAGUUCUUCUGUAUGAAUUCACAUCUCACUGUGCACCGGCGAACUCAUACAGGCGAGAAACCCUUUGCAUGCCCUGAGUGUGGGAAAUCUUUCUGUCAGAAGUCACAUCUCACACAACAUCAGAGAACUCACAUAGGGGACAAACCCUAUGCAUGUAAUACAUGUGGUAAAGCUUUUUACCAAAAGUCUGUACUCACCAGGCAUCAGAUAAUUCAUUCUGGGUUGAAACCUUAUGAAUGUUACAAAUGUGGAAAAACCUUCUGCUUGAAGUCUGACCUCACAGUACAUCAGAGAACUCACACAGGGGAGAAACCCUUUGCAUGUCCUGAAUGUGGGAAGUUCUUCAGCCAUAAGUCCACCCUCUCUCAACAUUAUAGAACACAUACAGGAGAGAAACCCUAUGAAUGUCAGGAAUGUGGGAAAAUAUUCUACAAUAAAUCAUACCUAACAAAACAUAAUAGAACACAUACAGGGGAGAAACCAUAUGAAUGCAGUGAAUGUGGGAAAAGCUUCUGCCAGAAAUCACAGCUGACUCAGCACCACAGAAUUCACAUAGGGGAGAAACCCUAUGAAUGUAGCGAGUGUGGAAAGGCUUUCUGUCACAAGUCAGCUCUAAUUGUGCACCAGAGAACUCAUACAGAUGAAAAGCCCUAUAAAUGUAAUGAGUGUGGCAAAUCUUUCUGUGUGAAGUCAGGACUUAUUUUACAUCAGAGAAAACACACAGGUGAGAAACCCUAUAAAUGUAAUGAAUGUGGAAAAUCAUUCAGUCACAAAUCAUCCCUCACAGUGCAUCACAGGGCUCACACAGGAGAGAAGGCUUGUCAAUGUAAAAAUUGUGGGAAAAUUUUUUACCGAAAAUCAGACCUUGCUAAACAUCAGAGAUCACACACAGGGGAGAAGCCCUAUGAAUGUAACAUGUGUGGAAAAUACUUCUCGCAGAAGUCAAACCUCAUUGUACAUCAGAGAACACACAUGGGAGAAAAUUUUAUUAUUGAAGUGCAUAUUAGAAAUGUUGAGCCACAAUUCAGCACCCACUACAACUCAGAGAGUUGAUGUGGAGAAAGUUCUCUUGAUAUUCUGAAUAAAGUAACCUUCAUCCACAAACUAGCCUAAUUUUACUCCAAAGUGAUAAUGUUGGACAAACUAAUAGACUGCAACAAAAGGAGGAUAGUGUUGUUAAGAAGUAACGUUAAUUGAAUGUGAAGUAACUGCUGAUAUAAAACCCUACAGAUUUUUUGAUUUUAUAAAAGUUUUUAGCAAAAAAUCAAAGUAGAUUGUGUCAGGAUUUAUAUUAGGGAGAAAUCUGCCAAUUUGAGACAUAUAGUUUGAAAAUUUUGUUUAGAUGUAAUGUAGUAAUAAUAAUUGUGUUUUUGUUUUGAUGACAUAAACUGUAAUGUUUAGAUUUAUAUUGUAUAAUGUAAAUCUUUAAAACAAAACAAAAAAGACAUAGCAAAAUGAAGAGAAUCACAAGAAGUUUCAAUAAUAGUAUAUAGAAAUCUCCUGUGCCUUUCCCCAAGCUUCUUCUAAUGAUUAUAUCCUACUUUACUAUAUUAUGUUCUCAAGUAAUUGAAGCCACCCUACUUUUAUGUCAGAAUCAGAUCAUAUUCAGAUUUCCCCAUCUUUAUAUGUUUUUGUUUGAAGUUCUAUGAAAUUUUAUCAUUUUGAAUAAUCAUCAGCAUAGUCAAGUUACAAAAUAAAAAAGAAAGAUGAAAUCAGUAUUUCAUCAGGUUUACAAAGAAUAAAGAUUUUACCACAAGAAGUUAUUUAUUUAUUUAUUUUUAAUUAUACCCUUUUGCAACCCAAAUCCUGGCAACCGUUGAAUAUGAAACUUUUAGAAAACAGGGAUAAGUUGAGUAAUCAGGGCAAUAGCAUUAAAUGUAUAUGUGAAGCAUCCUUUGAAUUCACAGGACUUAUGUAUGUAAGUGGUACGUUAUAAAAACUAUGUGUUUCAAAAUGCAUAAUGGAACUUAAUAUAAUUUUGAAUAUGAAAUAGGCAUUCCUAGUUUAGUAGUGGUUACAUCAGGUACAUUCCCCAUGUGUUUAGGGCCUGAAGCAAUAGUUUAAAAGUGGGACUGCAAAGCUAAUGUCAACCACUUAAAAAAUUAAAAAUAACAAAAUGGUAAAUAAAAUGUAUUCUAUGCAUUGGGAGGUCUAGGUCCUAGUCUUAUUGCCCCUUUCUUUUCUCAUUCAGUUCAUCUCAACCCAUGGGGUGCCUUGACUGCACAUGUGUGAUUACUCUAAUCUUCAGCCUAAAGUUUGUCCAAACCCUCUGCAAUUAGCAGUACCCUCCAAGAUAGGGUACAGGAGAGAAGCCAAAGACAGACUUGAUGACACUCAGGGGUAUAAGUUGGACUAUAAAUUUAGGGGUCUGAGAGAUACUGGGCCCUUAGAAACUUUUGACUACAUAAGUAGGAGGGUUGACCCUGGAGUAGGGACAGAGUAGACUAGAACAGGGAUGGAUAGAGUAAAGGUGGUAUACUUAGGUACAUCAUUAAGUUACACAAGUAAUCUAAGAUUAUACAAUCUAGUGGUUAUAGAUUACACAGAUAGUCUAAGCUUCCACCUUGGGAAACAAAAACAAAUUAAG